Molecule: messenger RNA, 6114 nt
Organism: Penicillium antarcticum
Lineage: Eukaryota; Fungi; Ascomycota; Eurotiomycetes; Eurotiales; Aspergillaceae
Product: tetratricopeptide repeat protein
Exons: 3
Coding region: 1-6114 (2037 amino acids)
Molecular function (GO): protein binding
Source: RefSeq, a predicted model, not a curated record
AUGGCCGCCCAGGUUGAGAGCGCCCCCGUUCCAGUUCCAGCCCCUACCAAUGGCAAUGGCGUUACUGAUUUGAUGAAGGCUCAAUUCAUCCCAAUUAAGAAUGGCCACGUAACUGUUACUCCCAUUGACCAACCGGAGUCAAACCGUCUUGGCGUUUUGCGUGAGCUGAACUAUCGAAUGACGUCUCGCGUCUUUGCCAAGUUGGACGUCGAAGCUCGCUCCAUACUGGAGAGUGUGAAAACGGCCGACGAGGUCUUCGAUAGCAUUGCCGUUGAACGUUUGCGUUACAUGCCUCGAGAUGGUAGCCAGCUUGACCGUGUGUUCAAAUGGACUGCCUACCUCAUUGCUCAAUUGGAUCAACUGUCUAAGGAGAUCCAGCCUUUUGCCCUGUACUCCGAGGAGGCUGUUCAGUCUAUGUGGGGAUCUUGUCUAGUCUUGCUUUCGCUUGGUCCCGAUCAAAUUGAUCUGCUUUCUUAUGUCUUCGGCGCUUUCCACAAUUUGGCGCAGGAUGUUUCCCGCCUGACAGCCCAAUGGCGCUCUCAGGAAUCGGUUACCGAUGCCCAGAGUGAGGUCAUUGCCGCGUAUUCUGAUCUCGUUGAGCUCAUCUGUAAUGUGAGCGUACACUAUUACCGCAAGGCGCACAACUUCUCUCGGGCUGUCGAUGUUUCGGAUUUCCACGCUCGUUUCUCCCACCACAUUCAUUCCUUUCAGUCUCACCGUGCUUCCCUCAUCGAGGUAUUGUGGACCAGUAGCUCUGCUACUUUGGAACUUACUACAAACCCGGUGGUCAAAGUUCGGGAGAUUCGCGAAUUCCUUUCUUUCCACGACCGUGCUAUUUCUGCCAUCCUGGCUGCUCGCCAGCAUCGUGCAGCUGAGUAUACUUGCGAGUGGUUUGAGAGUCAAUUGACUCAUCAACAGACUCGCCGUCCAGGCCUGACUGUCAUCAAUGGUGGCAUCGGUACUGGAAAGACCGUUCUAUCUCAGUGGAUUGUGGACAAGUUGCAUUCCUCUCCUGAUGGCGACGACACCGAUGUUGUCUUGUACAGAGUCUACGAUGAUAUCAGCGAGACUGCCGCUAGUACCAACGUUAUCAAAGGCGUGCUGCUUCAACUCUUGGAUCGUCGGGUCGGAGAUGCUGCUUUCCUUGAGGCUCUUGACCGUGCCAUCCGCAUCGCGCGCUCUAGUACCUCAAUCAAGGACAUCGAAGAGUCUCUUUGGAACGCCGCCCUGAUUGCCUCGAAGGGUCUCCAUGACGUUAUAGUCAUCAUUGAUGGCCUGAGUGAGCUUUCGAGCCCUGCAGAUUCUGUUCCUCGUGUGUUAAGCCAUCUUUCUCGUCUUACUUCGCAUAGCUCUGGUGUACGAGCUGUUGUGCUGUCACGACCUCUCCGCUGCUCCCUCCCUCAAGGAACGCACAACUUUACUAUCGAGCCAGCUCAUGUGCUUGGGGAUAUCAAGACUGUGAUUUCGACUGACUUGGAGUCUACCAGUCCAUUCAAUGUGCUCAAACCCGAUAAUCGGGAAGAGAUCCUUGAGACUAUUGUCCAAAAGUCUCAGGGAUCCUUCAUUUGGGCGGCAGUGGUAGUCUCCAACCUCACGAGGCUGCGAACUCUACCUGACAUCUUGUCGGCUGUACAGUCUACCCCUGUGUCUUUGAGCGAGGCGCUCAACAAGCUACUCGCCACCAUCAAUCUCCAAGAUACAGAGACUCGCUCUCUGCUGGCUUGGACUCUGGCAGCUCACCGUCCCUUCCGUAUCAGUGAGGUACACGCCUUGUUCGAGACUGACACCAAACGCAUGGAGCCUGUGCACCACAUCGGCGACACCACUAAAGAUAUUCUCAACGCCAUUGGAAAAUUUGUGACUGUUUAUGACGGCUUUGUAAAUUUCCGUCAUCCCGCUUUACGCCAAUACUUGAUCUCUGUGGCUAGCGCGGUUACCGACUUCACCAACAAGGGCGGUUUCCCAUUCCACUUGAAGGAAGCUCAUUAUGACCUUGUCACCCGCUGCCUGGCAUAUGUGAAAUUCCACGUCCAGGACGAUUUAGAGGUGUCUUCCGUUACUAUCGGCCCGUCAACUCAGAACCACUUCUUCGAUCGGUAUGAGCUGCUGGAGUAUACCGCACGUUACUGGCCUGCUCAUUUCUCCUUGUCUCCCAUGGUGGAAGGCAAGGAUACUUACAAGCUUACUGCCACUUUCAAGCAAUGCCUGCCUGACUCAAUUCUGUUGGCCCUACUUGAGACUAGCACUCAGCAGGCUCAGUUCUCCUUGCACACAGCCGAAGAGUACUUGUCUCUGUCUGUUAAGCUUCGCCGCUUGCUAUUCAAAGAUGUCUCUCAGUCUUUGCUGCAGAGCCUCGUGCUUCAUGGUCGGUUGACCCACAACCUUGGUCUUAAAGCAAGCGUGGAAUAUCUCUACGAAACUUGGGUUCUCAGCGAGAAACUUCUUGGCUCGCAGAGUAGUGUGGUCAAGGCUAACGCUGAGCUGUUCAUGCAGUCAGUGAUCAAAAUUGACAUUAAAGAGACCACCAUUAUCACGAAGAAGGAAACUGUACUCCGCUACCUGAUUGAGCGCACCAAAGAAGAGAGAGGCGUGUCCCAUGAUCUGACUAUCAAGUACACCCGCUCACUUAUUCAGCUCUAUAUUGAUGUUAAGAAUAUCGAAGCAGCUUCUAAUUUCUGCAAGGAGCUGUAUGAGUUAAGCGCAACACGCUACGGUCGCUUCUCUUCCGAGACACAAGAGACCACCGAAAUCUUCUUUGAACAGCUGCAGUACUUCGGCAAGUCGGAGUUUGUGUCUGAAGUCAUGCAGACCCGCCAUGAGUACAACAUUCAGCAUUUAGAGGUUACUGAUGAGCGUCGUAUCACAUCUACAGUCUCCAGCGUGGAAGCCUUCGAGCAGCGCGGUGAGAUCAGCCGUGCUGAAUCCAGUCUCUUUGAGCUCUGGCAGAGUCUUUCCUGUGUGGAGCAGACGUCAGAGUCGGUGAUCAAGCAACAGGUCGAUGUGACUCUGAAAUACUCUGAAUUCCUCACCAGGCACGGCCGCAAGGAGGAAGCUGAAAGUAUCGUCAGUGGCAUGUGGGUAUCUCUGCAACAGCAGUCUUCUCGCUUUGAGAGCCUAAGUUCUACUAUCGAGAAAUUCACCUCCCAUAUCAAGACACAAAAGUGGUACUCUUUGGCCGAGUCAGCCCUCUCCUCUCUCUGGACUCAAUACAAGUCUGAAAAACGCACCAGCAGUUCUUCCACUGUUGCCGUUGCUUCAGCUCUGAGCGAGAUUGUUCAAGAGUCUAUCACUACGACUCGCUCCAGCACAUCCUUGAGCUCGUCUUCAUUUACUACCGUUCAGACGCAUCAACAGUUCGAGCUCUUGCGUGAGGUUUUCGAGACUGCUUCUCAGUCAACCUCGGUAUCCAAGAAGUCUGUUGCUACUACUGUUCAGAUGGCAGAGACCAUUGCUGAGUCGUAUGUUCAGCAAGGCAAGUACGAGAAGGCUAUUGAAGUUCACCAGCGCUCAAUGCAAAAGUUCUGGUCCGGUAUUGAGAGCAAGACAUCCGUUAUCAAGCUCACCACUGAGACAACCCGCGUAGCUCGACAGGCCAUAAGACUUGCCCAGGUCUACUUCAAGAACUUGCAGAUUGAGAAGGCAUCUACUGUCUACGAGAAUACCUUCAAAUCUGUCAUCUCUUCGGUCUCUGUCAAAGAUGAGCUGUUCACCAGUGUCAUCAAGGAUGCCAUAACUUUCUAUCAGACUACGUACCAGUUCUCCAAGGUUAUAUCUAUGUACCAGGCGAUUUACAACGUGCUGUCGACCCAAAUUGGAAACACAAACGAGAAGACUAUCCAAGCUCUCUACAGCUGGGGUGACCAGGCUAUCAAGUAUCAUCAUGAGGCAGAAGCAGAGAAAGCCUACUACGAGAUCUACGUUGCCUUCGAGAAGAAGGAAACUCUCAAUGUCCGAUCCAUCCGCGCCGCUCGUGCUCUCUGCACUAUCUAUGAGAGUAGCAAGCGCUGGAAGGAUGCCCAGCAAGUUUAUGAACUUCUGUGGAAAUCCGUCACUCUAAAGGGCCAGGAGCUAUCUAUCGAAAGUGAGGAGAUUGAGACGAUCUACUCCCGCUACUCGUACUUGCUAGAGACACACGUGAAGGCGGAUGUCACUGUGAUCCACAGUCUCGCAACCAGCUAUCGCGAAACCUGCUUGAAGAUCUACGGCGAGUCCCAUGUCUCCACUUACAAGGCGACGAUGAGGCUGGCCGAGAUCAGCCACUCCAGCGAGAAGUACCACAAGGAAUCCCUCUCGCUGUACGAGUUUGCACUCAAGAUGAGCUCAAAGUUUUCUUCCACUGUCGAUAACCGCGAAUUUUCCGAGUCGAGCACAACUACUACCACCUCAACUGUCAGUAUCAUCAAGCAGCGGCUUGCUAAGCUGUACUCAAGCAGCACCGAGACUGCUUCGAAGGCCGUCUCCCUCUAUGAAGAAGACUAUCAUUUUUCUGUCAAGCAAGAGGGCUACGCGUCCCAGGCUAGUCUCACUGCUCUUGAACAGCUUGUGACAUCCUACCACAAGCAGAACACCAAGACUUCGACCACAGAGGCUGUGAAGGCUUUGACCACGGCGACUACUUAUAUCUUUGAGCAAGAGACCGACUCUCAGCGUAUGUACAAGUCUUCUCAGACAAUCGCACAGAUGUACAAGACCGUUGGCCACCAAGAGGCUGCAUGGACUCUCCUGCAGACCCUUCGGUCUCGUCUAAUCCGCGAGACUACCAGUAUCGAGAAGACCACGAUUUCCCGAAAGGUUGCAGUAUUCAUCGUCGCAUUUGAGGAGUCGCUCUUCCAAAAGCGCACGUACACCGCGAUCAUGGCCGAGCUCGUCUCCGAGAUCAAUCUGUACGAGUCAUUCUACACAGCCCGGAAGGAGAAGGAAUUCCUCUCCAUCUUCAUAAGCGGUGUCCGCCUGCUGAACUUCCAGCGGACUCGCAAUGCCACGGAGGAGCUUCAGAAAACCGAUAUCGAACUGUUCCGCCUGUUCACUGAGCAUUUCUCCGUCAAGACCCAGUCUAGCAAGCUCAGCAUCCAGGCUUUCUACCAGAUUGCCAUUACUGAGAUUACCAAGCGCGAGUAUGAUGCUCAUAUCAUUACCAGGACUGUCCGUGCUGUUCACCAUGAGAUUGAACAGGGCCAAUUCCAGAAGGCAUGUGAGCUUUCUAGCAUCUUGCACAAGUUUAUCCAGCAGGUUGAUGGCUUCAGCACUCACAGUAACACCAAGGAGGGUAUUUUGCUUACCAAGUACCUCCUCGGUCAUGAUGCCAAGAAAUCUCCAGAUGCUAAACUUAACAAGGCCAUGUCCGAGCUCUCUCGUGUUGUGCUCCAGGAUAUCCUAAUUGUGUACCGCGCCACUGGCGUCCGCUUCACUGAUUUGGAUGUGAGCGAGGUGAAUGAGAUCACUAUUCUCUUGGGUGAACAGAAGAAUUUUGAAGAUCUUGAGUACGUUCUCAGUGACCUCUGGUCCUCUCGUAUCGUUCAAAAGACCUGGUCAUCCGACACAAUCAUCUCCAUCGGCCGACGCCUCGUCGAAGCCCGCUUCUCCUGCGGCCGCAAAGAACAAGCCAUCCGCCUCUGCACAGACCUAUGCUACAACAUCGGCCGCGUAUGGGGCCAGUUUGACCGCAUCACCCUGGAACUCACAACCCUCUUGUCGGAGUUAUACACGGCAACGGGUAACUAUGCUGGUGCAAUGGCCGUGCACGAGACAUCCCUGCGCCAAGUAACGCACCCCCAGGCAGACGUUACAUCCGCCGAGAUGGGCGCAUUUGCUGUCAAGCACACUGAAUUGCUGAAGCGCGCUUACCAGCGGAACGGUGGCUGGGCCAAACAGUCGAGUCUCUACACUGAUCUUCUUGGGAAGGUCAAUGAGCAGUUGAAGGCCGAGAAAACUUGGUCGCAGUCUUCCGUUGAGAGUGUUGAGAAGUGGCAGCCUAAGGGUGCUGAUAAUUUGGGCUUGUGGCAGCCACCUACUAGCUAUGGCUUUCUUAACUCUGGGAAGACAAACAAACACCAAAAUCAGCUACGGAAGAUUAGUACUGGAAAGGUGUUGACUUUGAGUCAGAUUGCUGCUUGA